AAGAAGCGAUAGCCAUGGAUCUGGCAACGGGCGCCAUGGGCUCCCUGCUCCCCAAGUUGGCCGAGCUCCUCAAGGAGGAGUACAUGCUGCAGACGAGCAUCAAGAAAAAAGUCGACUCUCUCGAGAAGGAGAUGAAGAGCAUGCAGGCUGCCCUAUGCAAGGUGCGUGACGUGCCGCGAGACCAGCUCGACAUACAGGUCAAGCUCUGGGCAGGGGAGGUGAGAGAGCUAUCCUUUGACAUGGAGGAUGUCGUCGACAAGUUCCUGGUGCGUGUCCAUGAUGGCUCUGAGCUUGCAGCCAACUCAAAUAAGCUCGCACGGCUCAUCAAGAAUAUGGUCAGGUUGUUCACCAAGGGGAAGGCUCGCCGUGAGAUCGCCACUGCGAUCAAGGACAUCAAUAAGCAAGUCCAGGAGGUUGCUAACAGGCGUGGAAGAAACGCCGUCGACAAUAUUGUUUGCGGGCCUACAACAGUGACACCCGUCGAUCCUCGCCUUCGGGUUCUGUACACUGAAGUGACAGAGCUGGUUGGCAUUGUUGGAAAAAGGGAUCAAGAACUAAUGAAGUUGCUCUCAGAGGGAGACAUCCUGUCCAAGGAGAAGUUAAAAAUUGUCUCCGUUGUAGGAUUUGGAGGAUUGGGCAAGACUACUCUUGUCAAAACAGUUUAUGAUAAUAUCAAAGAAGAUUUUGAUUGCCGGGCUUUUGUUCCAGUGGGUAGAAAUGCUGAUGGGAAGAAAGUUCUCAUGGACAUCCUUGUUGAUCUUGGCAUGUGCGGAAGCAAUCUCACCCUGUGGAAUGAAAGACAGCUUAUCAACAAACUCAGGGAAAGUCUACAGAACAAGAGGUACCUCAUUGUAAUUGAUGAUAUAUGGGAUGAAAAACUAUGGGCCACUAUUAACUUGGCAUUCUCUAAGAGUAACACGUUUGGCAGUCGGUUGAUCACAACAACUCGUAUAGUGAGUGUAUCUAAAUUGUGUUGCUCCUCUAGUACUGAUUCAGUUUAUCAAAUGGAACCUCUUAGUGAUGAUGAUUCCAAAAGGCUCUUCUAUAAAAGGAUAUUUUCUGGCGAGAGUGGAUGUCCUCCUGAAUUUGAUGAAGUGUCCACAAAUAUAUUGAAGAAAUGUGGUGGAGUGCCACUAGCCAUCAUUACUAUAGCUAGUCUUUUGGCUAGUGAUCAAUGCAUAAAACCAGAGGAUGAAUGGCAUGUUUUGCUUAAGUCUAUUGGUCAUGGACUUACAGAGAACCCCAGUGUAGAGGAGAUGAUGAGGAUACUAUCAUUUAGCUAUUAUGAUCUUCCUUCUCAUCUGAAGACAUGUUUAUUAUAUUUAAGCAUGUUCCCGGAAGAUCAAGAAAUUAAAAAGGAUGGGUUAAUAUGGAUGUGGAUUGCAGAAAGCUUUGUCGAGUCUGGAAAUGGAAGAAUUAGUCUCUUUGAGAUUGGAGAAACAUACUUCAAUGAGCUUGUGAACAAAAGCAUGAUCCAGCCGGUAUAUGAUAAAGAAAGCGUCAUAGGCACAAUAUGUGCUUGUCGUGUACAUGAUAUGGUGCUUGAUCUCAUUUGUUUGUUAUCAAGGGAAGAGAACUUCGUUACUAUAGUGAAUGGUGUUGGUGCUAUGUCUUCUCAGAGCAACGUCCACAGGCUUUCCCUCCAAAAUGUUAGCAAAGAAGAACAUGAAGCCACACCUCUGGAAUCUGGGCGUAUAUUACAAGUGAGGUCCAUUGCUACAUUUGAACCUGCUAUUCGUGUAAUGCCAUCUUUCUCGAGCUUUGAUGUUUUACGUGUAUUGGAUAUGACUAAAUGCCAUCUUGGCCCUAGUUGUCAUCUUAACCUUCGGGAAUUGGGGAGUUUAUUCCACCUAAGGUACCUAGGUCUAGCCAGUACAGGUAUUUCUAAGCUCCCAGAAGAAGUUGGAAAGUUGCAAUUUCUGCAGGUGCUGGAUUUGAGUAAUAAUUAUGAUAUACAAGAACUGCCAUCUACUAUUAGUAAGUUGGGAAGAUUGAUGUGCCUGCUUAUUAGCCAUUACUGCAAGAGAUUUCCAGAUGGAUUGGGAAACAUGUCCUCAAUGGAAGUGCUGCGUGACAUCAAUGGUGACACUCUAAGCAUUGUGAAAGAGCUGGGCAAGAUGAAAAGAUUGAGAAAGCUCGCAAUUAGGUUUGGUAAUUUGAGCUUGGAGUUGGAGGAAGCUUUUGUGAAGUCCCUGGGGGAAAUGGCCAACAUCCAAAGUGUAAGCAUUGGAUGUGAUUUUAAAUUUGUGGACAUCUUGGGGGAACAUUGGGUGCCCCCUCGAAGUCUCCGGGAAUUUACCACAUUCAGAGAUGUCAAGUUCUCCAUACUGCCUGCAUGGAUAAGAAAUAAUCCCUUGCAUCUUCCACAACUCUCUAACUUAAGCAUCUUCGUCGAGGAAGUGCAACAGGCUGAUCUGAGAUCCCUUGGAAAGUUACCGGCUCUUUGUAAUCUCGCCUUGUGGAGCCUCCGCCGAAGCAAGCUGCUAGUCAUCAGUGCCGAUGAGUUCCAUUGUCUGACAUCAUUCACGUCCUUUUCUGGUUCACCAGGCCAAGUCGUGUUCCAGCCAGGAGCUUUGCUGAAGAUUGAAGUAAUUGUCAUCGAUAUCGGCCUGCAGGUCACAAGAGAGGAAGUAGUUGGCAGUGUUGGAUAUUGUUUUGAUCUGAGCAUGGGGAACUUGCCAUCCCUUCGGGACGUCACUGUCAGAUUUGACCGUUCCGGAGUGACGGUCGGUGAGGCCAAGCAAGCGGAGGUUGCUCUAGGGAACACACUCCGCACCCAUCCUAACCGUCCCACCUUUGAAAUUUCCAUCAGGCCGAGCAUACCAGAAGACGCUCCUGACGGUGACGUCCACAUUGAGGAGGAGUGA
Messenger RNA from Triticum dicoccoides, 2867 nucleotides. Its product is annotated as disease resistance protein RGA5-like. Gene Ontology annotation, molecular function: ADP binding. The transcript is spliced from 3 exons. Gene Ontology annotation, biological process: defense response to other organism. The coding region runs from base 15 to 2867 and encodes 950 amino acids. The record is from RefSeq and is a predicted model, not a curated record. NCBI's taxonomy places the organism in Eukaryota, Viridiplantae, Streptophyta, Magnoliopsida, Poales, Poaceae.